GCAAGUCCCAUUAUUCAGAAACUUCGAAAGGAGGAACCGCCAUUUCUACGCGCCAUCUGGCACGAGCAACGAUAAAGCAUCGAAUGUUAGGUCGCAAAUCCAGAGUUUCCUAUCGUCAAAAAACGUUUAUUAUCGGUCUCAUCCGUUUACGACGAGUCGUCUGGUGUGAACGCACAUUCCCAUCUUCAAUGCUCUAGGUGCCUUAGAUUUCAAAAUAAGGAGAUGUCUUUCUCUGAUAUUCCUGCAAAAAACUAGAAUGUAAAACAGAUUGAAGUUGCAACCAAUAUCGAAUAGAGAAAGAAAAUGUUUUCUUCUACAAGCAGUAGAUGCGAUCACAAUUACAGUGGGGUGGAGCCUUCUCUACUCGCAAGCAAUAGCGAUGAUGCUUCUAAGACAAGUACAGAAUCCCAAAAGUCAUCAGUCUCAUUUAUAAGGGAUGACAAUGACAUUUGCCAACAGAACAUGUUGCCUAUUUCAGAAAAGACACGUCAAGCACUAACAAAAUAUUGUCGUACGUGUGCUGGUAUAAAAAUGCCCUUGAUUGAUAUUUUUAGCAAGAAGGGUAUGGAAAUGCGACUAAGUCAACAAAUUAAACAUCUAUAUGAGAUCAAUCGUAAUAGUCUCUCAACACAAAUGUGUAUAGAUUGCAUCUACGAUCUUAAAAUGAGUUACAAAUUUUUCACGCAAAUCAAAAAAGCUGAGAGAAAACUCGCGUUUAUCCAUAAUAAUUUGAGCAAGGAAUUUUUGGAUAAAGAAUCUUAUUCAAAACAUCAGGAAAAACAAUCAUGUUAUAUAGAAAAAGAGGUACCAUCUUAUAAGUAUCAGAAAGAUUCUUUCGUCCCGGAAACACAGAGUCGCCAAUCGUUUACAAUACAACAAAACUUCCAAACCUCAACAACUUCUAAAAAUGAAGAAGAAAGCGAGUCUGUUUCCAAAACUAUCGUUAAGAUAGUUCCACUGCAAAAUGAGCCGGAAAAUGAUUCUAGAGUGAAAGAAGACAAUCAGGUGAAUAAGGAUAUCGAAGUGACUAAGGAGGACGAUGAGGAUUCUAUCGUGGAAUUUGAUCCCGAAGAUCAGUCUACACAGGAAAAUGAAGAAGUGCAAAUAUCUUCAAAUUCCUCUGUCACAAUUUACACAUACGACACAGCAGCUGAAUCCUAUGUGAUGGUGGAAAAUGAUAAGGAAACGAAAACUUCCUUAACACCCGAGGUCUCUCAGAUCGUAACGAAUGAGGAAGAAAAGCAAAAAGAGGAAACAAGACAGCCGAAUAUUCUGAAAAGAAGAUUACUAAUGCCUUCUACGAAGAAAGAAGAGGCGGAAGACGCAGCACAGAAUGGAGCAGAAGAUUCUUCACAGGAUGCUCCACAGGAAUGUAAAAUACAAAAAUUAGACUUAAGUAAUCCGUUGAAUGUGAAUGUUGUUCCGAAUGAGGACGGGAUUAUGUACAUGACUAUGAAAGGAUCAGCAAACAGCACUCUAUUGAUGAAGGUUAAAAAAGUGGAUAAACCUAAAGCGGAACCAAAACGUUUCCUUAUACGCUAUGGUCAAGCAGGAACAUCUCAACGCACUGAUUCUCGCGAACAAAAAAUUGAGGAACAAAUUGAAGAGUAUAAAAAGAAACGAGAAAAAGUUCUCGGUAAUCAGUCAACAGCCACUUUAAUAGCAAACGCAAAAGAAGUUCAACCACAAAAGGAAGUUUUGACUCAAAAGGAAGUUCCAACGCAAAAGGAAGUUUCGACGCAAAAAGAAGUUUCGACGCAAAAAGAAGUUCCGACGCAAAAAGAAAUUCCAACGCAAAAAGAAGUUCCAAUGCAAAAAAAAGUUCCAACGCAGGAAGAAGUUCCUGUCCAAGUCAAGCUUGAAAGCAUAGAAAUAUCGGAUGACGAUAAAGCAGAAGAGACUGAGAAAACGGACGAAGAUCAGGAGAGAGUAGAUGGCAACACCGAUGAAUAUGCUUCGAGAUUAUCGAAAUUGAAACAGAAGUGGGAAGAGGCAAGACGAAAGAAAAUAAGUUUGCAAAAGAAAGACUUGAAUGAGUCGUAUAGCGAAGAAAAUUUAGAGAGAUUGGCCAAGGUUUUAGGAAGUAACAAUACGAACUUGAAGGAGUUUCUGGAUUAUCUAAAGCAACGAAAGAUUGUACUUACACGUCUCAAGGAUGAAGAUAUAAUUUCUCUCUACGAAGAUCGUUUUUCUAUAAAAUCAAUUGUUAAACCCCUUCCGGACCUUAUUGAUACUCAGCCACCGAGUGAUGCUCUUCCCGAAGAAAAUUAUUUUGAUUGCGAUUAUUGUCCGAAAACUUUUCCUACGUGUGAAAAACUUGAGGAACAUCUCAAGUCGCACGAUUAUCACAUUCUUCAUUAUUGUGAGGACUGCGGGGAAGAGUUUUCGACGCAGAAAGCAAAGAGAUGUCAUAGUGUCAUAUGUGUGAAAAAGUUGAUUUGCCAAUAUUGCGACAUUAUUUUUGAAGGCAAAGGGAAAAAGCGUCAACAUGAGCAAAAACAUAUUGAUGAUCUUUACGGUCAACUGUGCGAGUUCUGUGGAGAAAAAUUCAAACACCAGGGCACAUUGGAUCAGCACGUUAAAACUCGUCACACGAUCUUAGAGAAAACCAUACAAUGUCCGAAAUGCCCGAAAAAAUUUACGAUGAAGCAAAAAUUGAGCUUUCACAUAAAAUCUGUUCACACAACUUCGAGAGCGUAUCUUUGUGAAGACUGCGGAGCAGAUUUUAAGAAUCCUGCCAGUUUGAGACAUCAUAGAAUCAGAAAACAUCAAUUGGUUGGAAACAAGAGAGAAUGUCCAGUUUGUAGAAAAGUAGUGCCUUUUUAUGGUUUGUCUAAACACAUGCAUACACACAAGGCUUACAGUAUUCAAUGUCCGCACUGCGACAAAAUGUUCAAAAACACCUCGACUUUGAAGCAACACGUGAGAAUUCACGAAGAUCAAAGGCAAUAUCGUUGCGAUACCUGCGGAGUUGGUUUUAAUCGAAGAGACGGUUUAAGACUGCACAUGAAAGUGCAUGAAAAAUCGGGCAGCAGAGGUUUGAAAGAGUGUUCCUGCCAAAUUUGUGGAGAGAAGUUCCCAAAUCACUCGACUUUGGUGAUUCACAGAAACCGAGUACACAAGGAUGGGAGACAGUAUACCUGUCACAUUUGCAACAGAUCAAUGAUCUCGUCGAGAUCGCUUGAAUGGCACAUGGCACAUAUUCAUCAUCAGUCAAUGCCGGGCUCCACUAACGAAUCCGAACAACGAGUAUCUUGCUAUCAAUGCAAUAAAACAUUCAAAACGGAAAUGAUCUUACGAACGCACAUCAAGAACACACACAUAAUCAAAGACCCAGUAAAAUGUCCCGAUUGCGAUCUCAUGUUCAAGUCUGAAGUGCGUUUACGCCAUCACAUGAUGGUCGCGCACAACCGUUUGGAAGGCACUUUACUAUGUCCUCAUUGUCCGAAACGUUUCGUCAACCAAUUGAGACUCAAGACUCAUAUGAUUUCGCAUUCUGAAGAAAGACCGUACACUUGCGAGAUUUGUGGUUUUAAUCUCAAGACGAAGAUUCAACUGAUCAAACAUCAUCAGAAUCGACACAGUGAUGAAAGACCACUACAAUGCAGGUACUGCACUUGGCGAUGCAAGCAAGUAAGCGCUCUCGUCUGUCACGAGCGUACGCAUACCAAUGAACGUCCAUACUCGUGUAGUGUGUGCCGGCAGCGCUUCAAAUAUCUAGGUGACAAAAACAAACAUGAGCGGCGUCACGAAAGCCUUGGUGGUUCUGGAUUCAAACGUAUUGUGCCAGUGAGAACUGUUAAAGCGAAAGAACAACGUACUGACGAUUCUUCCAUAUCUGAGCAAGACCAAGGUUCUCAGGACUCCAUAGUUACCCAAGAUACUCAAAAAUUAUAUGAAGGGCAACAGACACAGGAUAUCAACAGAAAACAGGUCGAAUUGAAGCAUGAAAUUGAUAUCGAGACUGCUGAAGGUUAUGAACAGAAAUACGAGGAAAGCUCGAGAGAAACGUCGGAAGCUACAGAAUUAAUAAUGAACAUGGAAGAUUCUAAUGUAUAUACGGAGGAAGUAACAGCUGAUAGUAUAGAGUCCAACGUGGAGAUUAUAACGGACGAGAUAAUGACGAAUGACAUUUUGCAGUCGGGUACUACAGCUGUGGUACAUCUGCAAGAAGACGAUACAGGGAAGAUUCAAGUGAUACCUGUGAUGCUUGAUCUGUCUGAUGCAAACACUGAGGUCGCUCUUCCAACUACGUCUAUUAUGUACAAUAAUUAAAUUAAAAUUAUUUUAAACUACAUUAAUUUUUUUUUUAUGAACUGACUGUGUGCUCGUAACAGAAUUUUAGUAUUAAAAUUUUAUUAUUAAUUCUGCUUAAGAUAUCACAUAAACUCCUGAAAGUUGGAAAAAGAUACGGAGAAAAUAGCAAAAGCGCUUGUAUAAAAUAGAAUAGCGACCGACAUAAAUUAUAAGCAGAUUGCGGCGAACCAGGUAGCGCGGCCGGGAAAAGAUGCAAAAAAUAAGUCGAAAAUGUAGAAAAAAUUUGUUUUGUGCUUUGCACAAGACUAAAAACCACUUCUUUUCCGGUCGUAUCAUACCGUCCUGCUGCACCUUGUAUAAAAGUAUUUUGUAUAAAUUAGUGAAAUAGCGUAUGCGUAUAAUUCUCCGCGUGGAGAAUUAUACGCAUGUAUGUGCGUGUGUAUGUGUAUUUGUCUAUGUAUAUUCUUCUUUGAAGUUUAUUAAAUAAGUAAUUUCGUAUAUUGAACACAAUUAAACAAAGUGAACAGUUGAGACAUUGCUUUGUGCUCAUUUUCUGUGAUUGGCCUAUUGAGCUAGACCUAUUGCAGAUGUAUAUAGGCAUUAUCAUUCGAUCUUCGUAAAAAUUAUACAUAGUUUGUAUAAUAAACUACAAUUUGAUUA
Messenger RNA from Pseudomyrmex gracilis, 4917 nucleotides. RefSeq lists its product as uncharacterized. Gene Ontology annotation, molecular function: zinc ion binding. The transcript is spliced from 10 exons. Gene Ontology annotation, cellular component: nucleus. Bases 304 to 4275 code for a protein of 1323 amino acids. Lineage: Eukaryota; Metazoa; Arthropoda; Insecta; Hymenoptera; Formicidae. The record is from RefSeq and is a predicted model, not a curated record.